Molecule: messenger RNA, 1579 nt
Organism: Sphaeroforma arctica JP610
Lineage: Eukaryota; Ichthyosporea; Ichthyophonida
Exons: 6
Coding region: 56-1579 (507 amino acids)
Biological process (GO): protein histidyl modification to diphthamide
Molecular function (GO): 2-(3-amino-3-carboxypropyl)histidine synthase activity
Source: RefSeq, a predicted model, not a curated record
GUAUUGUAUUGAGAAGCGCAUCUGGCUUCAGAACUUCAUUCCCUAUAGUGUAGAUAUGCCUGAUACAAGUGGUAGUACGAGUGCUGCAGCCCCAGUAAAGGGCCGAGGUCGCUUUGUUGGGCUGAAAAGUGCGAAUAAACAAAUCACAGCCAGCAAACAGUCUGAUGCAUCUUCGAAUGCGGCAGUCGCUGAGGGACCCACUCCGGACAGCAUCACGGAUGUAGUUCCUGCGACUAAACCCAAGCGCGUGGUCAAAAGCGGUACCAAACGCAUGGUUAAUCGUAUACCCGCAGAUAUAAUGGAGAACGAAGCACUGGCAAAGGCUAUGGAGGCUCUGCCGAAGAAUUACAACUUUGAGAUAUACAAGAGUGUGUGGCGGCUGAGGGCUACCAACUCGAAACGAGUGGCGCUGCAGUUCCCGGAAGGUCUGCUGAUGUUUUCGCUGGUGAUAGCUGACAUCCUCGAGGAGUUUGCGGGUGUGGAGUGUGUGGUGAUGGGUGACGUAACCUACGGUGCGUGCUGUGUGGAUGACUUUUCAGCCCGUUCGUUGGGUUGUGACUUUAUGAUUCACUACGGACACAGCUGUCUGGUACCCAUUGAUACGACGCUGAUCAGGAUGCUGUACGUGUUUGUGGAUAUACAAAUCGAUAUCAAGCACUUUGUGGACUCGGUGAAACACAACUUCAGACCGGGUGCCAACAUUGCGCUCGUGUGCACGAUACAGUUCUCGACAGCGUUGCAGGGUGCAAGAGAGGCGCUUUCAACCGAUUAUACGGUAAUCAUCCCACAAACUAAGCCCCUGUCCCCUGGAGAACUCCUGGGCUGUACUGCACCCAGGUUACAGGACAACGACUACAUACUCUACUUGGGUGAUGGACGCUUUCAUUUGGAGUCUAUUAUGAUCAUGAACCCAAAUAUACCAGCAUACAGGUAUGAUCCAUAUAGCAAGGUGAUCAGCAUCGAGACAUACGACACUGAGCAAAUGCACAGCAUCCGCCGGGCCGCGAUACGGGAGGCGACGAAGGCGAAGACAUUUGGUCUAAUUAUGGGCACUCUGGGCAGGCAGGGAAGUCCUCAGGUUGUGGACGGGUUGAAGCAGCGUAUACUCGCUUCAGGGAUGAAGUGUGUUGAGAUACUUCUCUCGGAAAUCAUGCCGGGCAAGCUAGCUUGUUUCAAGGAUGUCGAUGCCUUUAUUCAGAUUGCCUGUCCUCGUCUGUCGAUUGACUGGGGCUACGCGUUUGAUAAGCCGUUGCUCACCCCUUACGAAGCGUCGGUGGUGUUUGACACUGUCGGCUGGCAAUCGAUCUACCCGAUGGAUUUCUAUGCGGCGGAUUCACUCGGGGAUUGGACACCCAACAAUCCUGCAAACAAACCGCUACCAGUACGGAAGAGCGCACCUUCAGCUGCCAAUAAGCAUACUACUGGUGUAAGCUUGGGGGCGCAACAGUCGACACUAUCGACGACUAGUACUAGCGCGUGUUGUAAAUCGAAACCUGAUACAAAUGACUUGCACGCCAGAACCGGUUGCUGUACAGACACACAAGAUAUAGCACAAGGAUGUUGUAGUAGCGGUCAAUAA